Messenger RNA from Arctia plantaginis, 1398 nucleotides. Lineage: Eukaryota; Metazoa; Arthropoda; Insecta; Lepidoptera; Erebidae. The record is from the annotation of a GenBank genome assembly.
AUGUUUUGGAUCAAAAAAGGGAUACCUCAAUGUGAGGUACAUCCCAUAUUUGGCAGUUUAACAUUUUUGCAGAAAAUAAAUCCUGGCACAUGGAUGGCAAGCGUCUACAAUCAGUACUCGCAUCCCUAUGUGGGCAUUUGGGUAUUUUGGCGUCCAGGGCUGAUCGUCAAUUGCCCAAAUCUCGCUCACAAUAUACUAGUCAGAGACUCUGAUAAUUUCAGAAAUAGAUUGCUCAGCACCGGCACGAGAGAUAAAUUAGGGACUCACAAUAUUUUUACUGCUAACGAUCCUUUAUGGUCUGCUAUACGCAAAAGGCUGACAUCAGUUUUUACAACGGCCAAAGUGAAAAAUUGGCAGGAUUUGUACCGAAGCAAGUCUGCUGACUUAGUGUUUAGAAUCAAAUCUGACAAUGAAAAGGAUGUUAAAAUUAAUUUAAAGGAAAUUUUUGCCGACUAUACAACCGAUAUCAUUGGAGAAUCCGCGUUUGGAAUCAAGUGCGAAGCCACCAAAACCGGCAGUGGGGCUUUAAGGGCGAUGACUAAAGAGUUCGAAAAGUACAGCACCUACAGAGGUAUCCAAUGUUUCACAUUUUGGCCCAAGCAUACAAAUGCAUACGCUGUAAAGCUGUUCCGCAUGAUAGUAAAACAACGUGGAGGGUAUGAAAAAGAGACAGAAGGCAAAAAAGAUCUACUGGAUGUACUACUGAAGAUGAAACAAAACGCAAUAAAAGAUAAUCAGAAUGUUGAUGAAAUGGUUCUCAUUUCCAAUGCUAUGAUAUUUCUACAAGGAGGUUAUGAAACGUCAUCUACUUUACUAUGCUACAUGAUUUACGAAAUGGCUUAUAAGCCUCCAUAUCAACAAAGAGUCUAUGAGGAGCUAAAAGAAGUCAAAAAUAAAAUCGGAGACAAAGAGCUUGGAGCAAGUGAUUUAUCAGAACUUCCUUUCUUCAACGCUAUUAUUAAAGAAGCCUUGCGAAAAUAUCCAAUCAUGGGUUGGCUUGACAGAACUUCUUCGAGAGAGUACCAGGUCGACGAACAUCUAACCAUUCCAGCCGGGACUGUGGUAUACGUCAAUAGUAAUGGUAUGCAUCAGGAUCCUAAUAUAUUUCCGGACCCUAUGGAGUUUAAACCAGAGAGGUUUUUACCUGAGAACAUGCAAACAUUUAUACCAUAUGCAUACCUGCCGUUUGGAGAUGGACCGCGAUCCUGUAUAGGGAAGCUUUUCGGAAUGUUUAGUAUGCGAUUUGGUUUUGCCGCCAUCAUCAGCAACUUCAUACUGGAACCUUUUCCAAAUGCACCUGCGCCAAAUGAUGUAACGGUUGAAAGGAGAGGCCUAUUUUACGGUCCCGGUGAGGUUCUAUCAGUGAAGUUUGUGCCAAGGACCGAGCCUUUAUUUUAA